GCAGCGGAGUGGCGACUCCUGCUGACGGGAGGGCCGCGGCGACCGGCACUCAGCAUGGCGUACUUCUACCGCCUCCUUCUGGCUAUCGUUGCAGCGCUCGCAGCGGCCGACCUCGUGGGCGGCCAGGCUUGCCGGGACGGCUGGGGCCGGGACGGCUUCUGCGUCGAACUGCGCUCCUGCGUCGCCAUCUUCCGGCUGCUGCGUUCGAAGCCACCUUCCGAGGACGUGGCCCGGAUCAGGAAGAGCCUCUGCCGCUCACCGAGCAAAAAGCCGUUCGUGUGCUGUGCUACGCCUCCACCUUCACGCACGCCCUCAACCACCACCACCACAACCACAACCACAACCACCACCACCACGCCGGCACCGCUGGACCUCUCACAGUUUGAUCCCAACACGCCCGAGGGGAACCCGAAGCGUCUGCUGCUGCCUGCGCCGCCCCAGUGCGGCCACCAGGGUGUCGACAUUCGGAUCGUGGGUGGCGAGGAGGCCACACUCGGGGAGUUCCCUUGGCUGGCCCUGCUCGGCUUCAAAGAUGAGGAGCCAGAGUACGUUUACAACUAUGACGACUACGGCUACGACACGCCGGCGGAGAGCACCGAAGAAGCCGAGCCACGCGUGCGGUACGACUGCGGUGCUGCACUCAUCAGUGACCGCUACGUUGUGACGGCGGCCCACUGCAUCCCGUCGCCGUCAGCGUCGAGCAAAAUAGUGAAGAUCCGCCUUGGAGAACACAAUCUGGAUACAGAGACUGACUGCCAAGAGGAGGACGCCGCCAUACCCGGCCAACCGCCAGGCGAAGGGAGAGUCUGCAACAACCCGCCGGUGGACGUGGCGCCAGAGUGGAUUCUUCCGCACGAGGACUUCAACAAGCCUUACCGCAACAAGAAUGAUAUCGCGCUGAUCAAGCUCUCCCAGCCCGUCAACUUUACCACGUGGAUACGGCCCAUAUGCUUGCCGUUCGGAGACUGGCGGAUCCAAGAUCCCCCGCCAGGUCCCAGGCCGUAUGUUGCUGGAUUUGGGCUGACCAAGGCCUACGGCGACAUAAGUCCAACGCUGCAGAUGCUGCGUGUGCCCAUCGUGGAUACGCAGCAGUGUGCGCGCCAGUUCCGCCGGCUGCGCGCCAAGGUCGGCCAAGGUCAGAUGUGCGCCGGGGGCGAGAAAGGCAAGGACUCGUGCAAGGGCGACUCGGGCGGCCCACUGAUGAUGCACGGGUCCUACGGGCCGCCCUACUACUUGGUGGGCGUCGUCUCGUACGGCACGCUUCGCUGUGGCGGCGGCAACAUGCCCGGUAUCUACACGAGAGUCGCCGACUACAUGGACUGGAUCCUCGACAAGAUGACAUACUGAGCAUCCGCAGGGACCGCCACCGGACACUGAGACACCGUCUGGAGGCGCCCGUUCCGAGUCACGUCUCGGUCGUCGGGUGGGGGGGGGAUCAUCAGGGGGGGGGGGGAUGGUGCUCAGCGUCGGCGGAACUUGGAGCUUUGGCCACCGGAGUGUAGCCACUGGUGACGCGCGGCGUUUGAGCUGGAGGCAUGGGGCUCGGUGCGCACGAAUCGCCGAGUGUGACUGGUGCUGGAGGAUCGGUCACGUGGUGUUUCAAAGGCAGGAAACAGUGCCCGCUGCCAAUAGCAGAUAUGAACUGUGUUUGAAACGCGUUGUGCAGAAUGACGCUACAGUUUCCUAAAUUCACCGUUACCGAAUAAUCUGCGACCUGGACAACCGUGCCCGGGAUGACAGCAAUACAAGCGUAGGGGCCACUGA
Molecule: messenger RNA, 1764 nt
Organism: Pollicipes pollicipes
Lineage: Eukaryota; Metazoa; Arthropoda; Thecostraca; Pollicipedomorpha; Pollicipedidae
Product: phenoloxidase-activating factor 3
Exons: 8
Coding region: 55-1347 (430 amino acids)
Biological process (GO): proteolysis
Molecular function (GO): serine-type endopeptidase activity
Source: RefSeq, a predicted model, not a curated record